CCGUGGGCGUCGUACCGCGCAGCCGACACUGAAGGUCACCCACGUGACGGGGAGUCUGUUUGAUACCAACCCCUAGUCUGCACGCUGCCUCUGUCGACACCACUCGCGUCUUACAACACUUUGCAAAAAUACUGAGGCUAUAUACAAAAAUAUAAAUCAUCAAAAAGUCUGAGCCUAGUGCUGUAUUUUUCAAUCUUUGAGUGGCUGAAUAAUAUAAUUCUAGCAAUAUGGCUGCCGUAGCAGAGAAGUUGUAUCCCAACUGUGAUGCCAGCGUAUGGCUGAGGUCCUGCGAGGAGGAGGUUUCUGAGCCCUUGGAGGGGACCACUACAGGUGAACUGCCGCCAUGGUUGCGAGGCACGUUGCUACGCAACGGACCGGGCUCUCUGAAAGUCGGGGACAUGCGAUUCGAUCAUCUCUUUGAUAGUUCCGCACUACUGCACAGGUUUGCAAUCGACGAGGGUCAUGUAACAUACCAGUGCCGGUUUCUGCGCACCAACACGCUGAGGAAGAACCGCGCAGCCAAUCGCAUCAUCGUGUCUGAGUUUGGGACAAAGGCUGCGCCUGACCCUUGUCAUACGAUAUUUGACAGGGUAGCAGCUUUCUUCAACCCCGGAGAGCACAUGUCUGACAAUGCCAUGAUAUCCUUAUACCCGUUCGGCGAUGAAAUAUACGCGUUUACGGAGGGACCUAUCAUUCACAGGGUGGACACGGUGACCCUGGAUACCUUAGAGAGGAGGAACAUGACGGAUUGUGUGGCGCUCGUCAACCAUACUUCACAUCCACAUGUUAUGCCAAAUGGGGAUGUCUACAAUGUUGGAAUGUCGGUUGUUAAAGGAAGAAUAAAACACGUCGUUGUCAAAUUCCCUUUCACGGAAAAAGGAGACAUGUUCAAAAGCGCUCGCAUCGUGGCUUCAGUGAAGCCCAGGUGGACACUCAACCCUUCCUAUAUGCACACAUUUGGUAUAACAGAGAAUUACUUCGUGAUAGUAGAACAGGCGCUGUCGGUGUCAGUAGCAGCUCUGAUGAAAGGACUCAUCAACAACGAGAAGGUCUGCUCCUCACUCAAGUGGAACCCUGACUAUGAGACCCACAUAGUCCUCCUAAGCCGCACAACAGGCUUAGAAGUGAAGCGGUUCCGCACCAACACGCUAUUCUACUUGCACAUCAUCAACGCGUUCGAGACGGACGGCCGACUCGUUGUCGACCUCUGCGCGUAUAAGGACGCUCAAGUUAUCGAUGCUAUGUAUGUGCAGGCUAUUGAGACAAUGCAAAGUAACGCAGACUACGCGGAAUGGUUCCGCGCGCGGCCGCAGCGCCUCGACGUGUCGCUCGACGCGCCCAACCUCACGCACGUGCCGCAGAAACUUAUUGCUGACAUCGGCUGCGAGACUCCUAGGAUACAUUACGAUCUGCAUAAUGCAAAACCUUACAGAUAUUUCUACGCAAUCAGUUCAGAUGUUGAUGCUGAAAACCCUGGAAUGUUAAUAAAAGUGGACACGAAGACAGGAGAGACUAAGACGUGGUGCACACCCAAUGGGUACCCGAGCGAACCGAUAUUCGUGCCCGCUCCUAAUGCUAAGGACGAAGAUGACGGCGUCCUCCUAAGCGCAUUAGUUUGGGGAGGAGAGAAGACCCAAUCCGUAGCUCUUUUGGUGCUCGACGCUAAGACCAUGAAGGAACUAGCGAGGACCACCUUCGACACUCCCUCACCAGCUCCCAAGUGCUUACACGGAUGGUUCCUACCCACCAACAGUUAAGCUUCUAGAACAUUCGAAAAUUGUUUUCGAGGGAAAUUGGACCUUAUUCCAUUGUCGUAAAUUGUAUUUUGGCUUGUGAAGUCCAAACGUCUAAAAAAUCCAGAUAUAUCUUCUGAAGUGGAAUUUAUUGUGUCGAUAUCUAAAUGUUGUAAAUAUUUUCUAACUCAUGAUGCCCAAACUUCUAGGAUUCUCUUAGGGAUUUCUAGGAUUUCUGGGACAUUUUUUGGAAGAAAACCAAACUUCAUUGUAUUGGUGUCUUUUGAAAUAACUCGUAACGUACAAAUUGGUUUAGCUUUCAGUGACCAUAUUGGUCAAGUUAUUUCGUUUUGCCUAAAGGGUUUAUGAUUGUACGAUUGUAUAUAUUCGUGUAAAUAAAGUGUUUUAGGAUAUAGUAAAAUUCGAGCUAUUUUAAGAGCCAUUUUCAAGGCAGCUCUUGAAGCCUGAGAUGAGAAUGCAUAUUCCGUAUAAAAGGACCAAUUUUCAAAAAUUGGUCGGUAACUGAAAAUAAUUGCGGUGAAGUAUGGCCUAGUUAUUUUAUGAUUUUGCUGUUCAGAAACUGUUUAUUCGAUUGUUUAAAAUGGAUAUAAAUGUUACUCAAAUUAAAAUUAAGUUCCCAUCAGUCGUUGGAAAUGUUUUCAAGAUGAUUAAUUUGUAUUUUUUACUUACUAAAGUAUCGUUCGAAGGCUCUAAAGACGGUUUUUGCUUAGUACAUUAUUUAGCAAGAACAAGAACUAAAUAUUUUAAGUUCUAAAUGAUUUAAUGACGAAAUUCAUUAAUUGCGUAAGUAAAUAAGUGUGGUGUACGGAAGAUUUUUUUAUGUUUAAUAAAUAAGUUGUAAUUU
Messenger RNA from Helicoverpa zea (corn earworm), 2598 nucleotides. It is a transcript of the gene ninaB, whose product is annotated as carotenoid isomerooxygenase. Gene Ontology annotation, molecular function: carotenoid dioxygenase activity; beta-carotene 15,15'-dioxygenase activity. The coding region runs from base 228 to 1757 and encodes 509 amino acids. NCBI's taxonomy places the organism in Eukaryota, Metazoa, Arthropoda, Insecta, Lepidoptera, Noctuidae. The transcript is spliced from 14 exons. The record is from RefSeq and is a predicted model, not a curated record. Gene Ontology annotation, biological process: carotene catabolic process; retinal metabolic process.